CUUCCUCCCGGUCCCCCCGCCGCCUCCCUCCGCCGCCGCCCCGGCCGGCUCCGCGCCCCCUCCCCGGCCCCCGCCCGCCGCCGCCGCCCGCCCCCCCAUGGAGCCCCGGGCCCGCGCCGCGCGGGGCCACUAGGACCGCGGCGCGCCCGCCCUCCCCGCCCGGCCCCGCUCCCGCGGCGCGAACCCCGGCGUCCACGGCGCCCCGCUUUUCAGCUCGCGGCCCCAGGCCGGCGGGGGGGAGGGGGAGCGAGGGGACCCCGGGAACCCCGCCCCCCCCACCCGGCCGCCGCGUCCCCGGGGCCCCGAGAAAAUGUCUUCGCGGACGGCGCUGGCCCCGGGCAACGAUCGGAACUCGGACACGCAUGGCACCUUGGGCAGUGGCCGCUCCUCGGACAAAGGGCCUUCCUGGUCCAGCCGCUCCCUGGGUGCCCGCUGCCGGAACUCCAUCGCCUCCUGUCCCGAGGAGCAGCCCCACGUGGGUAACUACCGCCUGCUGAGGACCAUCGGGAAGGGCAACUUCGCCAAAGUCAAGCUGGCCCGGCACAUCCUCACGGGCCGGGAGGUUGCUAUCAAGAUCAUCGACAAAACCCAACUAAAUCCCAGCAGCCUCCAGAAGCUAUUCCGAGAAGUUCGUAUCAUGAAGGGCCUAAACCACCCCAACAUCGUGAAGCUCUUUGAGGUGAUCGAGACCGAGAAGACGCUGUACCUGGUGAUGGAAUAUGCAAGUGCCGGAGAAGUGUUUGACUACCUCGUGUCACAUGGCCGCAUGAAGGAGAAGGAAGCGCGAGCCAAGUUUCGACAGAUUGUAUCGGCUGUACACUAUUGUCACCAGAAAAACAUUGUGCACAGAGACCUGAAGGCCGAGAACCUCCUACUGGAUGCCGAGGCCAACAUCAAGAUUGCCGACUUCGGCUUCAGCAACGAGUUCACGCUGGGCUCGAAGCUGGACACGUUCUGCGGGAGUCCCCCGUACGCUGCCCCGGAACUGUUCCAGGGCAAGAAGUACGACGGGCCGGAGGUGGACAUCUGGAGCCUCGGCGUCAUCCUGUACACCCUCGUCAGCGGCUCCCUGCCCUUCGAUGGGCACAACCUCAAGGAGCUGCGGGAGCGAGUCCUCAGAGGGAAGUACCGGGUCCCUUUCUACAUGUCGACAGACUGUGAGAGCAUCCUGCGGAGAUUUUUGGUGCUGAACCCAGCUAAACGCUGUACUCUCGAGCAAAUCAUGAAAGACAAAUGGAUCAACAUCGGCUAUGAGGGUGAGGAGCUGAAGCCAUACACAGAGCCUGAGGAAGACUUUGGGGACACUAAGCGAAUAGAGGUGAUGGUGGGUAUGGGCUACACGCGGGAAGAAAUCAAAGAGGCCUUGACCAGCCAGAAAUACAACGAAGUGACCGCCACCUACCUCCUGCUGGGCAGGAAGACUGAGGAGGGUGGGGACCGGGGCGCCCCUGGGCUGGCCCUGGCACGGGUGCGGGCGCCCAGCGACACCACCAAUGGAACAAGCUCCAGCAAAGGCACCAGCCACAGCAAAGGGCAGCGGAGUUCUUCCUCCACCUACCACCGCCAGCGCAGGCACAGCGACUUCUGUGGCCCCUCCCCUGCACCCCUGCAUCCCAAGCGCAGCCCGACCAGCACAGGGGAGACAGAGCUGAAGGAGGAACGGCUGCCAGGCCGGAAGGCGAGCUGCAGUGCUGCUGGCAGUGGGAGCCGAGGGCUACCCCCCUCGAGCCCCAUGGUCAGUAGUGCCCACAACCCCAACAAGGCAGAGAUCCCAGAGCGGCGGAAGGACAGCACGAGCACGCCUAACAACCUCCCCCCCAGCAUGAUGACCCGCAGGAACACUUACGUCUGCACAGAACGCCCAGGGGCUGAGCGCCCGUCCCUGUUGCCAAAUGGCAAAGAAAACAGCUCGGGUACCCCACGGGUACCCCCCGCCUCCCCCUCCAGUCACAGCCUGGCUCCCCCAUCAGGGGAGCGGAGCCGCCUGGCCCGCGGCUCCACCAUCCGCAGCACCUUCCACGGUGGUCAGGUCCGGGACCGGCGGGCAGGGGGCGGGGGAGGCGGGGGUGUACAGAACGGGCCCCCCGCCUCUCCCACACUGGCCCAUGAGGCCGCACCCCUGCCCGCCGGGAGACCCCGCCCCACCACCAACCUCUUCACCAAGCUGACCUCCAAACUGACCCGAAGGGUUACCCUCGAUCCCUCUAAACGGCAGAACUCUAACCGCUGCGUUUCGGGCGCCUCUCUGCCCCAGGGAUCCAAGAUCAGGUCGCAGACGAACCUGAGAGAAUCGGGGGACCUGAGGUCACAAGUUGCCAUCUACCUUGGGAUCAAACGGAAACCGCCCCCCGGCUGCUCCGAUUCCCCUGGAGUGUGAAACUGACCAGCUCGCGCCCUCCCGAGGCCCUGAUGGCAGCUCUGCGCCAGGCCACGGCGGCCGCCCGCUGCCGCUGCCGCCAGCCACAGCCGUUCCUGCUGGCCUGCCUGCACGGGGGUGCGGGCGGGCCCGAGCCCCUGUCCCACUUCGAAGUGGAGGUCUGCCAGCUGCCCCGGCCCGGCCUGCGGGGCGUUCUGUUCCGCCGCGUGGCGGGCACCGCCCUGGCCUUCCGCACCCUCGUCACCCGCAUCUCCAACGACCUCGAGCUCUGAGCCGCCACGCCCCGGGUCCCUCCUCGGCCGCCUCCUCGGCCCCCUGCUUCUACGGGCGGGAGAGGGGUCAGGGAAGGGGUCUCUUUGUCAUCACUUCAGUUUUUUCCCGAAUUCGAUUUGGGGGCAGAGAGCAUCCCUCCGCUGUUCUCCGGGGUCACUGGGCAGGAGACAAGAGUUGGGCGGCUCAGCAGGGGGAACUGGCACCCUCCUGGAGCCUCCAGCCCCUCCUGUCCCCCCUCGCCCUGCCGUGGCACACCUGAGGAGACUUUGGGGACAGGGUGGAGCAGAAAGGGAAACCGAGGAAACUCUCCUGUUCCUCCCAACAGCUCAAGAAGUAAGCCUCGAGCCUGGGCAGGAAGAGCUGCUGAGCCUAAAGCCUGGAGAAUUGGGGGGGAGGGGCUGGAAGUGGGGGUCAGAGAGACAGAUUCCUUCCCCUCCACCUUCCUCAUGCUCGAACUCCCCUUCCUGCCCCAGGCUGGCGCGGGCCCCUUUGUACAAAUCCCUGUGAAUACCCCACUCCUGCCCCUCUGCAGAGAUCUCCUGAGGAGCUGCCGCUGUCACCUCCGGUUUUUAAGUUAUUACACCCCACCCUCCUCCUGUCAGCCUCCCGCCCCCUCACAGCCUGUUGCCCAAUAAACUUAGGCGAGUCCCUCCCCGCCCCCCCACGCUGAUCCUGGGGUUUCCUUCCCUGCCCUCACCUGCCAUCCGACAGAGAGGAGGUGUGUGACCCGAGGCCAGCGGCCUCUCCUUUCUGAGCCUCAGUUUUCUCAUCUGCAGAAUGGGAGCAGUGGGGGUGUGAGGGUCAAGGGCGACUGUGGAAGAGGGCAGGACAGAACUCGGCCUCAUCCAUGAGGCCCCCAGUUCCUAUCUCGGACCCCCCCAUUCAUCCGAUCACAAGCCCGCCCACAUGUUAUACUGGACUCUAAGCCACUUCUUACUCCAGUAGUACAUUUAUUCAAUAAACAGUCAUUGACCGGUGCCUACUCCCUGCCAGGCCCAGCACUGGACUCGGAGACGCGGGGAGCCCCUGUUUGCGGGGGAUCUGUGUUCCGACACAAAUACUAGGGCAGCCGGUGCUUUGGGAAGCCCAGAAGGUGGGGGGAGGGGGGGAGCAGGUGUGGAGUCGGGUUGCGAAGGAUGAGAAGGAGUUGGCCAGGCAUUGGGUAUGCCCAGGGCUAGAGUGUGCAAGUGUGGGGUGCAUGGUGUGUCUUCACUGUGAGGCUCCUCAGUGUGGCUAUUUUAGGGGUGUGGGGAGAACUGGGUGAGAAGCGCUGCGUUAGGACUACUAAUCCAGCUACGGAAACAAAAGACAUUAGCUUAUGUUACACAAUAGUCCAGGGGUGGCCUGUUUCAGGGGUGGCUGGAUCCAGGGGGCAAACCAUCCCGCCUGUACUUUGCGCAGUGUGUGUUUCGUUCUAGUAGUUGAACGCCAUAGGCACUCCCUGGUGGGAAUGAGGACCCCAGCGGUUCCAAGCUGCAGCUUUGUGUCUCAGCAGAAAGUUCCUCAUGCCAACUUGCAGCUGGAGACUGUGGCCCAGAUAAGUCCAGUGGCCCUCGUGGAGCCAAUCACUGCAACUCUCAAGUGGCCUCAUUCCUAGGGCUGGACUUAGGGGAGUUCCCCAAGGCAAGGUGUCGUGAGCAGGGGAAAUGGACUGCGUGGACUGAAGCAGGAGGCUGUCGUACAGGAAGGCAGGGUGUGCUCACCCAGGAUGGUGUAGGCCACAGUGAGCAAGCUGAGCUUUCAUCUGCGGACACUAGGGACUCACGGAGGGUUGUGUGCAGGGAAGAGGUUUAGUCAAAGGUGUUCCUUGGUUGCCUGUUUGGGGCUUGGAAGGGUCAGCCCUUGUGUUCUUUGAGGGCUGAUGGGAAAAUCAAAUGAGGAAUGAAGGCCGGUAAAGAUAAAGAGUGGUCAGUGUUGACAGCAGAACCACAUGCUUGUCUUCUGAGAUCAGAACGGGGGUCUGCAGAGACAUGUAGUUGGGAGGGCAGAAAACGGGGUGCAGAGGUGGGACAGAAGCGCUAACCUGGUCUCCAAUCUCAAUUCUUAGGGCUGCCUCUGUGCCCAGCCCUGUGCAGGCGACAUUGUGGCGAUCAGAAGGCCCCAGCCCUGCCCCUCACCCCCAGGGCGCACAGUCUGGUGGAGAAGGCCACUGUGUCUUUAGUGAUGACCCAGAGUGGUCAGGGCUGGUUAUAGGGGAGACUGAAAGCUCAGGAAGUGCAAGGGGAAGGCUUCCUGGAGGAGGAGGGAGAGAAUAACGGGCAGUGGCCAGCUUUG
Talpa occidentalis (Iberian mole) is the source of this 4924-nucleotide messenger RNA. RefSeq names its product microtubule affinity regulating kinase 4 (gene MARK4). The record is from RefSeq and is a predicted model, not a curated record. The coding region runs from base 311 to 2377 and encodes 688 amino acids. Gene Ontology annotation, cellular component: cytoplasm. The transcript has 18 exons. Lineage: Eukaryota; Metazoa; Chordata; Mammalia; Eulipotyphla; Talpidae. Gene Ontology annotation, molecular function: ATP binding; protein serine/threonine kinase activity; tau-protein kinase activity. Gene Ontology annotation, biological process: protein phosphorylation; microtubule cytoskeleton organization; intracellular signal transduction.